GUGCAGUGGCCCCACAUGGAUCGAAAUUUGUCCGGUCCCUGUUGAACCAGCCAAAUUUCCAUCCACCUAUUGCCACCUAAUACCCCAGCAGUGCCACCUGUCAGUGUCCUUCAGUGCCAGCUGUCAGUGCCCAUCAAUGCCACGUGCCAGUGCCCAUCAGUGCCUCAUCAAUGCCACAUAUCAGUGCCUACUAGUGCACAUCAAUGCCACGUGCCAGUGCCCAUCAGUGCCUCAUCAAUGCUAUAUAUCAGUGCCUACUAGUGCACAUCAAUGCCACAUAUCAGUUCCCAUCUAAGCUGCCUUUCAGUGGUACCUAUCAAUGCCAGUCAGUGCCACCUAUCAAUGCCAGUCAGUGCCACCUAUCAGUGAUGCCAAUCAGUGCCGCCCAUCAGUGCCAGUCAGUGCCACCUAUCUGUGCAAGUCAGUGCCAUCUAUCAGUGUGCAUCAGUGCUGCCUAUCAGUGCCGCCUAUCAGUGCCAGUCAGUGCUGCCUAUCAGUGCCGCCAAUCAGUGCCAUAUAUGAGUGCUGCCUUUCAGUGCCCAUCAGUGAUGCCUGUCAAUGCCCAUCAG
This is a messenger RNA of Staurois parvus, 569 nucleotides long. The record is from the annotation of a GenBank genome assembly. NCBI's taxonomy places the organism in Eukaryota, Metazoa, Chordata, Amphibia, Anura, Ranidae.